CCGUGAAAGCCCCGUCGUGUCACGUGACAGGCUCCAACAUGGCGUCGUGCCGCAGACUGUUGUUGUGUUUACGCUCCGGGAUGUUGUGGAGUUUGUUGUUUUCUUGUGUUUACUCUCCGCUGCAGCUCGUUCUGUCGGAGCAGCUCGACUCCUGCGACACUCUGCAGCUCGGACAGUAUCUGUGUAACAACCCAAAGAUCGAUGAGGCGACGCAGGAGCCGGAGAACUGCCGCGACAUGACGGCGCUCGUGGAGUGCCUCCCAGCUCCAAACAUCAGCUGUCGGCUCUCUAACGGGACGGAGUUCACCUUCAGCGGGUCGGAGGUGGGCUUCAACAAAACCAUCCCCUGCAGGAACGUGAGUGGUUAUUCCUACAAAGUGGCGGUGGCGUUGUCUCUGUUCCUCGGCUGGCUGGGAGCCGACCGCUUCUACCUCGGAUACCCGGCUCUCGGACUGUUGAAGUUUUGCACCGUUGGUUUCUGUGGAAUCGGAACUCUGAUCGACUUCAUCCUGAUCGCCAUGCAGAUCGUGGGUCCAGCUGACGGAUCAAACUACAUCGUGGAUUAUUACGGCGCCCGUCUGACUCGUCUGUCCAUCACCAACGAGACCUACAGGAAGCCUCACCUGUCCCUGUGAACCACACGUGAACACACAGAACUCUGCAGAGAUUCACUAAAGUUUGGAAAUGUUUCAGAAUAAAAGUGCCAUGAAUAGAAGGGUGACGAUCAGAAGACAUUAAAGCUCCUUCAGCAUGUUUCCUCUCUGUCAAACUGUUUCUCCUGACAGGAAGAUCCAGAUGUUUCCAGCUCACCUUACAUCCUCACAUCUGUCCAGCUGCUCACUCUACUGGUUUUUAUUCCUCGUAUGAUUUUGCUGUAAUAUAUAUUGAGGCUUUGCUGCUGUUUUGUCUUUAAGUUAUGAUGUUUUUCCAUGAAAACAGUUUGUAAAUAAAGUUUCUUUUGGUAUAAAUCCA
This is a messenger RNA of Centropristis striata (black sea bass), 972 nucleotides long. RefSeq names its product TM2 domain containing 1 (gene tm2d1). The record is from RefSeq and is a predicted model, not a curated record. NCBI's taxonomy places the organism in Eukaryota, Metazoa, Chordata, Actinopteri, Perciformes, Serranidae. The transcript is spliced from 7 exons. The coding region runs from base 39 to 635 and encodes 198 amino acids.